UUGGAGAGUUGCACACAAAGAAAAUUGUGUUACAAACAUGAGAAGGCUGUGUGAGUGUAGAUGCGUAUAGAUUGUCGUCAGUAGUGAAUGUCAAACCAGCGGAAGUAAGCGGAAGAGAAAGAAAAAAAUCUUUUGUAGGCGUAAUUACGAACAAACAAUAGUGGCGAAAAUUAUUGCUCCAGGAAUAUUCAGGAACGUGAAACAUCAUGGAAGUUCUCGAUGCAAGUGUUUCAGAGGAUCAAAAUGAUGAUCUUCGUGAAAAAGUGGAUUAUAGAGACAAAACUGGAUUGAUUCCAGCUGAUAUUCCUGAAGAUGUUAGAUCGUGUAUUAAAGCAAGAUACACUCUCGGAUUUCUAGGUUUUUUAGGUUUUGCAUUGGUUUAUGCAAUGAGAGUUAAUUUAUCAGUUGCAAUUGUCUCUAUGGUUAAUCAAACUGCAAUUCCACAUUCCGACGAUAAUGACACAACUGAUGUCUGCUCCUUUAACCCAAUUACAAAUGGUUCAAUAAUCCCACCACCUAGUCCUGGUGAAUUUGCUUGGGAUGAGAGAACGCAGGGUAUAAUUUUAGGAGCAUUUUUCAUUGGAUAUGUGACGACAAAUGUUCCAGGUGGAAGAAUGGCGGAGAAAAUUGGUGGAAAAGUUGUUUUUGGUUUGGGAGUAUUUUUAACCGCGAUAUUAACAGUCGUUAGUCCAUUCGCUGCUUAUUGGGGAUUAUAUCCAUUUUUAGCCGUUAGAAUUGCAGAAGGUUUCACCGAGGGUGUCACUUUUCCUGCAAUGCACAGUAUGUUGGCUCAUUGGGUUCCGCCAUUAGAAAGGAGUAAAUUUGCCGCAAUUGUUUAUGCAGGAUCCAAUUUCGGGACAAUAAUUUCGUUACCAUUGAGUGGAUGGCUUUGCUCUUUAGAAUUUUGGGGAGGUUGGCCACUAGCUUUCUAUUUAUUCGGUGGUCUUGGAAUUGUUUGGUACGUUUUCUGGUUGUUUUUCAUUUAUGACUCGCCGGCCGUUCAUCCACGAAUUGAUCCCAAAGAAAAGGCUUACAUUGAAGCUUGUGUGGAACCCAAGGACGAUGAGGAUAAUGGAGUGCCUUGGGGUCAAAUUUUCACGUCAUUACCAGUGUGGGCAAUAAUGAUAACGCAAUGCGGACAAUCGUGGGCUUUCUACAUUCUUCUCACGGAAUUGCCAACAUUUAUGGAUCGAAUUUUACAUAUGAAUAUGCAAAGGGAUUUGCUGCUUGCAGCAUUGCCGUAUUUAACGGCUUGGAUAGUGGGCCUAGUGAUAUCGACUUUCGCCGAUGCUUUAUUGGCACGACGAAGCAUCAGUCCAUUGACUUCGUUUAAAUUGUGGAAUACAAUUGGAUCAUUGGGUCCGAGUCUUAGUUUCAUUGGUGUUAUUUGGGCAGUUUGCGAUCGUUUUGUCGUGAUGGUGAUGCUCGCCGGUUUGGGUUCACUUUACGGUGCAAUUUACGCUGGAAAUCAAAUGAAUCACAUUGCCCUGUCGCCGAAAUACGCUGGAACACUUUAUGGCCUGACAAAUGCCGCCGCAAAUGUUUGUGGAUUCUUGGCGCCUUAUAUCGUCGGAACAAUCGUCGAGGGACAUGAGACUUUGGCACGUUGGCACACGGUAUUUUGGUUGGCAGCCGGAAUAAAUAUGGGAGCGAGUUGCUUUUAUCUUCUCUUCGCCUCAGCGAGCGAACAACCAUGGAGCCGAGGUCGUAGAUGAUGACCAAAUUCCAGUAGACAAACACUCAUUGUGGAGAAUGGUUUGCCGCUCGAUCGUCUAGCUCUCAGUACCUUUUAGCAAAAUUGAAAUGAAAGAAAGUCUCAAUUGAAUUUUUCCGAAAAAACACAUUUACUUUCUCAAAAUUAAAAAAAAUCCAAUUGAGACUUUACUUUCACUUAUUUCUUUCUUCUUUUCUUUUUUCAAUUCUUUUUUCUUCUCUGUCUCUCGAAGAAAAAGAAAAAAAUUUAGCACAAACAAAUUUUAUUUCCCCCCCAAAAAACCAUUGAUUUCUCUAUAUACAUAUUUACAAAAAUCUUUGGACACUGAGAUUUUUAUUUUUAAGACAUUCCAAUCUUACUUUACACAAUUAGUAUUUACAAAUGACAUAAAUACCAAAUUUAUGAUAUUUUAAACUAGAAAAAUCAAGACGUGCAAUGCGUUUUGAAAAAUUGCUUAUCUGUGAUCAGUUAUUUAUGAAAAGAGAUUUUCCAAAAAAUUUAUCUGGUGCUUUAAAAUGUGAAAUAGAAGAAAAGAUAAUAUUUACACUGCAAUAAGCUUUCAUGACAAUUUUUUUCUCGACAUUACACUCUAAAAUAAAAAUUAUUUUCUUUUAAAAAAAAAAAAUUUCGUGACAAUUUUUAAUUUUUUCAAAAAAGAAAAUAUAAACAUUUAAAAAAAAAUACAAGAAAAUAAUUUUCCUGGACUAAUGUAAUUUGAAGACUUUUUGCUUUUGUAAAAAUUCACAUUUAAGAAACAAAGAAAAAGAGAAAAAGACCUUGAAAAUAUUCAUCGAGGCCUUGUGUUUUAUUAAAAAGCAUUUAUAUAGAAAAGUCUAUUGUUAGAAUUUCAUAUCAGAAAAAUGUAUUUGACUAAAGCAAGAAGCUUUCUUCCGUUUUACUUUACAAUGUCGAUAAUAAUAAUAAUAUUAAUAAUAUUAAUAAUAAUUAUAAUAAUCCAAAAAAGCCUGAGUGUUCGAUGUUAUGGAAAAUAAAAAUUAAGAGACUAACGAGAAAUGGAAAUAGAAAAUAUUUAGAGGAUAAUGUGAAAUUCUCAGGUGUUCGUACAAAGUUUCCUGCAAAAUAUUAUAUUAAAGUGGAAUUGUAGAAAGAAAAACGAAAUAAUUUUUCAUCUUCGAAAGAAUAGUAAUUAGAUUUUGCAAAAUUUCAUCAUUUUUACAUUUUUUCAACUGCAGUUACCAAAAAAAGAUAGAUAUUAAACGUUAAUUAAAUUUUAUUGUAAAUGUUUAUUUCUCUUUAAAAAAAAAUGAUGAACUAUUGCGAAUAAUAUUAAUUGCGAAAAAUAAUAAUUCUUUCGAAGAACAAUAUGUAAAUGUAUUUUAUUAUUUGUUAAUUAUUAUGUAAUUUUCUAACUGUAUUCUCAUUAAUGAAUUCAGUGAAUAAUCACUAGAGAAUAAUUGUAUAAUUAUAUAUAAGCUGAUAUUUUUCCUUA
Messenger RNA from Leptopilina heterotoma, 3164 nucleotides. RefSeq names its product sialin (gene MFS10). Gene Ontology annotation, molecular function: transmembrane transporter activity. Gene Ontology annotation, biological process: transmembrane transport; monoatomic anion transport. The transcript is spliced from 7 exons. NCBI's taxonomy places the organism in Eukaryota, Metazoa, Arthropoda, Insecta, Hymenoptera, Figitidae. Bases 207 to 1715 code for a protein of 502 amino acids. The record is from RefSeq and is a predicted model, not a curated record.